Messenger RNA from Myxocyprinus asiaticus (Chinese sucker), 4148 nucleotides. RefSeq names its product oxysterol-binding protein-related protein 10-like. Gene Ontology annotation, molecular function: cholesterol binding. The coding region runs from base 276 to 2516 and encodes 746 amino acids. The record is from RefSeq and is a predicted model, not a curated record. The transcript is spliced from 13 exons. Gene Ontology annotation, cellular component: cytosol; membrane; intracellular membrane-bounded organelle. Lineage: Eukaryota; Metazoa; Chordata; Actinopteri; Cypriniformes; Catostomidae.
UUGGUGAAUCAGCAAUUGGAUGAGAGGCUGCGCGUCACGCACGCGUCGCUCAACGGCUCCGCGUCGUGCUCACUGCCGCGAUGAGACGCGUUCAGAUGGGUUUGUUAUAUCCGGGUUGGAGGGGAGUGUCACUCUGAGAUUUCCAAUAGAAACACGCUGGAAAAGCAGAGAGAGGGAGAGAGACUGGACGCGCGUAGCGGGAAUAUGGCAUCGGUCAGAGGGAAGCGAAAGCGCAGCGCCAUGGAUUCGUGAUCAGGAUAGACAGGCACAGCGCGAUGGAAAAGACGCAGCCCGCCGCUAAAGCGAGGUCCGAGAGGAGCAGCACGGGUCGGACGGGCUCGGCUCCCCUGGGGAAGAUCGCGCCGCUGCAGCCCGGACACAAGCGCAGGAUAGAGGGGGUGCUCAGCAAAUACACCAACCUCAUCCAAGGCUGGCAGAACAGGUAUUUUGUGUUGGACUCUGAGUUGUCUCAGCUGCAGUAUUUUGUGAAUGAACAGGGGCAAAGCCAGAAGCCCAGAGGAUCUCUCCCUCUGAUUGGUGCAUCGGUAACGUCAAGCGAUGAGGCGCCAUUCAUGUUCAUCGUCAGCUCAGCCAAUGGAGAGCUCUUCAAACUCAGAGCGGUGGACGCCACAGAACAGCAGCUGUGGAUGGCGCAGUUACAGGCCUGUAUCAGACGCCACUCAGACAGCAGUGCCAAGAUGAGGAAACUCAAGGAUUGUGAUGAACGCCUGUGUGUUGACAGAACUCAGAAUACACUCGAUGCACAGGAUUCAUCAGGUCGUACACGGAGUUUCUCUCUUCUUCCUCAUCUUCCUCUGACUUCCUCUCCUGGAUCUCAGAGACAUCAUCUGCCUCAUAACGCAGCUCCCAGCAACAUCGUUACCAUAACGCAUCAUAAGUCACCUGCAGCCGCCCGCCGUGCCAAAAACCAGUACCCAGAGCGCCUCCUGGAGGUCAAAGAGGCUAUGAAUCAGGCCGAAGGUCAUCAGAAGAAUCUAGUUCACUCCAUCGAGUCGUUGCAGACGCGAGGACCCCUCUCCUGUCUAGAUCAAGACCUGCUGCUGCUCAAAGCAACAUCUGCUGCCACCCUCAACUGCCUUGGAGAGUGCCUAACUAUUUUACAGAAGAGUGCCGGUCACAACAGCAACACUCAGACGGGCCACCACCAUGGCCCGACUUCUGACAAUGUUCCUGUAUGGACUGUUCCAAACUCGCCCUCAGGAGAGCAUUUGAGGAACGGCGGCGCUUCUACUCUGCUUUCGCCCUCCCUCAGCAAGAAAACCCUGCUGUCGAACACUGAGGACGCUAUGGAGGUGAUUUCUCCGGGUGAGGAGGUGAUGGAUUCAGAGGAUAAUGUUGAGGAAGAUCUGGGCAUGUUGGAUGAUCAGAGGAGUGUUAUUCUACAUCUGCUGUCCCAACUCAAACUGGGCAUGGAUCUCACACGGGUGGUUCUUCCUACAUUCAUCUUGGAGAAACGCUCUCUAUUGGAGAUGUACGCCAACUUCAUGGCUCAUCCAGAUCUGUUCCUGGCCAUCUCCACGGGCAGCACACCAGAGGAGCGAAUGGUGCGUUUCGUCGAAUACUACCUGACCGCCUUCCACGAAGGACGCAAGGGUGCUGUUGCGAAGAAGCCCUACAACCCGGUGCUGGGUGAGACGUUCCACUGCUCAUGGGAGGUCCCACGAGACCAAGUCCGCCCUUUAAGAACCUGCAACCAUUCUGUGGGGUCAGGGGCACGAGAGACAUGUAUGAGGACCAAUCAGGAGGCAGUGGAGGCAGGGUCAGACUGUUAUAGAGUGCGUUUUGUGGCGGAGCAGGUUUCUCAUCAUCCUCCAGUGUCGGGGUUUUACUGCGAGUGUGCGGAGAGAGGCAUGUGUGUCAAUACACACGUGUGGACCAAGAGCAAGUUCAUGGGCAUGUCGGUGGGUGUCUCCAUGGUGGGCGAAGGUGUGUUGUAUCUGCAGGACCACGGUGAGGAGUAUGUGUUUUCUUUCCCGAGUGCAUAUGCUCGCUCAAUCCUCACUGUCCCGUGGGUAGAGCUGGGGGGAAAGGUCACGAUCAGCUGUGUCAAGACGGGAUACUCUGCCAAUGUCACAUUCCACACCAAACCCUUUUAUGGGGGCAAAGUUCACAGGGUAACUGCAGAAGUCAAGCUGAACUCCAGCGGUCUCAUCGUGUGUAAAGCUCAGGGCGAGUGGAACGGGACACUAGAGUUCACCUACAGCAGCGGAGAGACCAAAGUGAUUGACACCACCAAAAUGCCCGUCAUCAGAAAACUGAUUCAACCAGUGGAGAAACAGGGGCGGACCGAAUCAAGGCGUCUUUGGCAGCACGUCACCAGAGCGUUGAAGGAUGGCAAUGUUGAUCUGGCAACUGAACACAAGCAUGUGUUAGAAGAAGACCAGAGAUCAGAGGAGAGACAGAGAGCCGCUAACAACGUGACCUGGAAACCCACAUACUUCAGCAAAGAGGGUGACGGUUGGGUGUACAGAAACCCAUUAUGGAAGACACACUGAGAUGAGCUGAAAAAUCAAACAACCUUUGACCAGGUGAGGUUGAAAACGAUCAAAAACAAAGACUGGAUCUCACAUUCAGGAGAAUAUGGAUGCACUUUGAUGCAUCACAAUAUAGACCGCAGGAAAUCAGACUGAUUUGUACAGAAAUCGACGUGCAUGUUGUAUAUGGACACAAACACAUAGCAUAGAACUUUUAUAUUCUGUAUAAAUUAUAUAUAAUUUUUCACAAUACCUAACCAAACCUUUGGGGUGAUACAUGUAUAUACAGAAUUUAUGUGAUUUGCCAUUUGAUGUUUUGUCAACAGAGUAAGAGAGAGAUUGAUUUAUGACCAGAUUGUGUUUAAUCAAAAAAUUUUUAUUUUAUAUUCAAUAUAUAUAUUCAAGCUUUUAAGCCUUUAACAGAAGAGUGAAUCUCACAAAAACAUGUCCAGGUCACGUUUCAUCCCAAUAUUAAAGGACAAACAAAAUAAAGUAUGUUUUGAAUAAAGAAAAUUAAGCCCAUUUUAGGACCACUGUAAUACAUUUUUAAAAUUAAAAAUGGUACAACAGAAACUACCAAGAUGUAUAACCACUUUACAAUUUAAAUAUAUAUAUUUUUAACAUUCAAUUGUUUAUAUAGCGCCUUUACAACAGCUCAAGAUCACUUUACAACAGAGUCAAUAUAACAACAAAACAGCAAAUAUGCUUAAAAUAAAAUAUGAUUCAUUGUCAUGAAAAUAAUGUCACAAUGAAAAAAAAAAAUGUUUUUUUUGUCUUAAACAGAAAACGUAAACAAAAAGACACAAAGAUAAACACACACGGCAGCUGAAUGUGGCUCUCUCUUUCUCGAACCGCCACAUCCGGCUCGGCCUUAUCCCUCUCCUCGGAUGAUUAGCCCAACUGGGGGCCGGGUGUGUGCACUCACGGCCCGGCCCCACCCUCCUCCUCGUCAUACUCCUCCCUUCUUUGCCUCAGGCUGGAGAACGUAAUGCAAAAUACAAUUUCGAAUUUUUUAUUUUGUGGUGAAAUAUGACCUUGACGUGUUCUUGACAAGUAUUGUGAAACCUAUCCAGAAAUGCACAACAAUACACUCGCAAUCCUUGAUCUGAUGUUUUGGGUAAUGCAACUGUGAGAUUGAAAUGGAUAAAAACUUUGAGUGUUUUCACCAAUAAGGCGAGCUUGUGAUCAGUCAGCUGACACUGUGAUUCUGUUAAAUGUUAAAUGAACGACCAUGUCUAUUCAAUGCAGGAAAUCCUCUCCAUGUGCUGUUUUGAGUAAUUAUCUUUCCUGACAGAUGAUGAUUACUAUUACUAUUACUCUAGCCGGUUUACAUUGUUAAACUUCCCUGAAACCGAUGAUCUAGGACUGAAACCUGACUUCAUAUUAACAUGGAAAACCUUCUAUUAUAAAUGCAGGUUUUUUACCAAAACAACCUAAUUAUGAUGCUGAAUGAUAUUUGAUGUAAGAUUUUCCACUGUGUAUCUAUCUGUUGAGAUCAGUGGCUCUGGUUCUGGAAGUAUUUCCAAUUCUCCAUGGGAUGCUCUCCAUCAAACCAAUAUUGUUAUAAAAUAUGAAUAACUUUAAUUUGAUUUGACUGAUUUUUUUUUUAAAUUUUUUUAUUUGAAAUAAACUUGCCAUGGCAAUCAGAGCAUA